Messenger RNA from Amphimedon queenslandica, 2038 nucleotides. RefSeq names its product disks large homolog 2-like. Gene Ontology annotation, molecular function: ATP binding; protein kinase activity; protein binding. The coding region runs from base 88 to 1878 and encodes 596 amino acids. Gene Ontology annotation, biological process: necroptotic signaling pathway; protein phosphorylation. The transcript has 6 exons. The record is from RefSeq and is a predicted model, not a curated record. Lineage: Eukaryota; Metazoa; Porifera; Demospongiae; Haplosclerida; Niphatidae.
UAGUGUAUCAGACGUUUCUUAGAUCGUGUAUGGAGUUCUGCUAGUGUUGAAGAUUUGGAUGAUCCACCUGCCAUAACAAAAGAACACAUGUCUUCCUCUCCUCCUUCCCUGGCCCAGUUUACAGGCAGUGACAAUUCCAUCAUUUUUAUUACACUAAACAAGGAUGGAGGGACUAGUCUUGGAUUCUCCAUAGCUGGAGGGAAAGGGAAUCAACAUGUUCUUGAUGAUAAUGGAGUAUUUGUUACAAAGAUAGCCAAAGGGGGUGCAGCUGACAAGCAUGGACAGCUUGAGGUUGGUGACCGGCUUUUAGAGGUGAAUGGGCAAAAUUUGGCGGAGAUUGACUACGAAGAUGCUGUAGCCAUUUUGAAAGCAACAGGACAAGAAGUGACGCUUAAAAUAGAAAAGAAUUCACUGCCACAAGAUAUAACUGUCACCUCUGACAAGGGAAAGGCUUUGGCUAACAAAGAACUCAUUGAUAAACCUCGUAUCAUAACCCUCAACAGACCGGAGGGAGAGGGGCUUGGUUUUAACAUAAUUGGAGGUGAGGAGGGAGUUGGCAUUUUUAUUAGUGUGAUUUCAAAAGAGGGUGUGGCUGCCAGAAACGGUCAAUUACGAGUUGGAGACAUGAUCCUAGAGGUGAACGGAAAUAAUUUGGAGAUGUGGUCACAUGACAUUGUGGCUCAAGUUUUGAAGGGAGCUAGAGAUACUAUCACUCUCAAAGUGGUUUACAAGCCAGAUGAGUUUGAAAAUUUUUGUCGAAAAAUGGACAUAAAACCAAAAGAGGAUGAGACUUCUUAUGUCAGUCAAAUGUCAGCUGAUGUUGCCAGUUUGAAAAAAUUGAAUGAAACAUUGUCAACUGCUCGAGAUCGGUUACAAAAAGAAAGAGAUCAGGAAUUAGCAAAGAACAAUGAAUUGAAGAAUGAAAUUACAGCGCUGAGAAAAGCUUACACUGAAAUACUUAAGAAAAGAGAUGAUUUACAGCAAAGUUUAGCUCAAUCAUCAGCAGAAAAGGGCAGCCUGAUAGAUCAGGUAAGGGAACUGGAAGAGAAAGUCAAGGAAUUAGAGAAUAACUGGAAGGUCAGUUACAAGGAUGUCACUCUAUCUCGUCACAAGCUAGGCAGUGGAGGCUGGGGUGAAGUUAUAAUUGGGAAAUUCCGUGGACAGAAAGUUGCAGUGAAGCGGUUUCAUGAUGCUAUAAUGAAUCAAGAGAAUAAUCAGUAUUACCUUGAAAUGCUCAAUCGUGAGAUAAACACAAUGUCUCAGCUACGUCAUCCUAAUCUCCUCCAGUUUAUAGGAGCUGUAUUAGACCAUCCAUCAGGUAAUCCUAUGAUUAUCACUGAAGUAAUGGAUACCUCAUUACGCAGUGCCUAUGAGAAGAAAGAGCUGACCCCUGACCUUGCUUGCAGGCCAGUGAUUCUUUCUAUAAUGCGUGAUGUAGCCGUUGGUUUAAACUACCUACACUGUCUACCUGAUCCUAUUAUUCAUCGUGAUGUCAGCAGUGCUAAUGUACUCCUUGAAUCAAAGGGCCCUGGAAAAUGGAAGACAAAGAUAUCUGACUUUGGGUCAGCAAAAAUGGCCCGUUUUGCUACUACAAAAGCAGCGGGAGCCAUGGUUUACAGUGCACCUGAGUGCCUCCAGACUGUGGUGGACUUUGAAGAGUCUAAGCAAUCACCUAAAGCUGAUGUCUUCAGUUAUGGGAUAUUGCUAUGUGAAGUAAUAACUUGUCGCUUUCCUGAGCAUCACAUAUUUCGUGUCUUAUUAGAUCAAGUUCGUUCAUCUGGGAGCUCUUUACAUUCUCUUGUUGUAUCAUGCGCUACUAAAGAUCCUGAGAAACGACCAACAAUGAAGCAAAUCAUUGAACAACUGGAUCGUAUUUGAGCAUAUUGGUAAAAUACUUCAUUUUUAUUUUUUAUCUUUUAUGUAUUUUAUUUUGUUUUCUACAUUUAGUUUUUAACUUGGCUCAUAGCUACAUGUACUUUUCACUAUUACAAUAUUAUUUUUUAAAAUAAAAAGUUCACAAAACAAUUUACACAAACAA